This is a messenger RNA of Choloepus didactylus (southern two-toed sloth), 879 nucleotides long. RefSeq names its product ret finger protein-like 3. Lineage: Eukaryota; Metazoa; Chordata; Mammalia; Pilosa; Megalonychidae. Bases 16 to 879 code for a protein of 287 amino acids. The transcript has 2 exons. Gene Ontology annotation, molecular function: protein binding. The record is from RefSeq and is a predicted model, not a curated record.
CCCCCAGCAGUGGCCAUGGCUGAGCACUUUCAGGAAGUGAGCAGCUGUCCUGUCUGCCUGGCUUACCUUGAAAAACCCAUGAUCUUGAAGUGUGGCUACGUCUGCUGCUCCGGCUGCAUCACCUCCCUGCACAGGGGGCCCCGCGGGGAGGGCUUGCUGUGCCCCUCCUGCUCCGUGGUCUCUCGGAGGAACCACCUCAGGCCCAAUCGGCAGCUGGGGGGGCUGGUUUCCAGGGUCAGGGACCUGGAGCCCCGCAUGAGAGCCGCUCUCCAGAUGAACCCGAGGAUGCUGCGGUUCCAAGUGGAUAUGACCUUGGAUGUGGACACAGCCAACAACUACCUCAUCAUCUCUGACGACCGGAGGAGAAUGAAAUGUGGAUUCUUCAAACAGAAUCGGGAAGAGCGCGCUGAGAGAUUCCACCCCAUCUGUGUCCUGGGCACCCCUCGGUUCACCUCUGGCCGCCACUACUGGGAGGUGGAGGUGGGAACAAGCAAAGAGUGGGAUCUGGGCGUCUGCAAAGACUCUGUUCCUCGACAGGAGGAGAUCGUACUGACUUCAGAGCGUGGCUUCUGGACUCUGGGGUUAACAAACGGAGACUUCUACUCAGCCAGCACUGUACCCAUGACUCCUCUGCAGGUGAACCCUCGAUUAGACCGAGUGGGGAUUUUCCUGGACAUGGAUAUUGGAAGCAUUUCCUUUUGUGACAUUAGCAACGGAUCCCACAUCUUUACAUUCACCAAAAUUUCGGCUGCGGAGCCACUGCGCCCAUUUUUUGCUCCUUCACACCCAAUGACUGAUGGCCAAGGCUUCCUGAGGAUCUGCCCUGUGAUGAGUCUGGGCACUGCCUCUCCGCCAGUUUAUCCUGAGCAAGAGGAAUAA